This is a messenger RNA of Miscanthus lutarioriparius, 588 nucleotides long. NCBI's taxonomy places the organism in Eukaryota, Viridiplantae, Streptophyta, Magnoliopsida, Poales, Poaceae. The record is from the annotation of a GenBank genome assembly.
AUGGCGGGUGAGAAGACGGGGCUCCAGCUGCUGGACUUCUGGGUGAGCCCGUUCGCGCAGCGGUGCCGCAUCGCUCUGGCCGAGAAAGGCCUGGCGUACGAGUCCCUGCCGCAGGACCUCUCCAACAAGGGCGAGCUCCUCCUGCGCGUCAACCCGGCGUUCCCGGGGACGCCGCCGCUGCUCCCCGCCGACCCCUUCGCCCGCGCGCACGCCAGGUUCUGGGCCGACUACGCGGAGAAGAAGGUCUUCGACUGCGGGACCACGCUGUGGAAGCGCACGGGCCAGGCGCAGGCGCAGGCGCGGCCGGAGAUGGUGGAGGCCCUGCGGACCCUGGACGCCGAGCUCGGGGACAAGGCCUACCUCGCCGGCGAGGCGUUCGGGUUCGUGGACAUCGCCGUCGUGCCGUUCGCGACGUGGUUCCUCGGAUACGGCCGGCUCGCGGAGUUCAGCGUCGAGGAGGUGUGCCCGAGGCUGCUCGCGUGGGCCAAGCGCUGCGGCGAGAGGGAGAGCGUCGCCAAGAACCUGUACCCGCCGGAGAAGGUGUACGAAUUCAUCGGCUAUCUCAAGGACACGUACGGCGACAAGUAG